AUGCUUAGAAAUACCAACAACCUUCUCAGAAGAGUCGUCCUCAACAAUAAGAGAUGUUUCUCUACAACCCGCUCUUCAUUCUUGCAAUACAAGCAUGUUGAUACUGAAUACAAUAAUGUUAACACUCCUUUUGAUUUCUCACCAGAAUCAUAUGCUGAAAUCAAGAAAAUUCUUGCUAAAUAUCCAAGUAAACACAAACAAUCUGGUAUCUUACCUUUGCUCCACUUGGCUCAACGUCAAAAUGGUGGAUGGAUUCCAUUGGCUGCUAUUAACAAGAUUGCUGAAAUCUGUGAAGUUAAUCCAAGAAAUGUUUUUGAAUGUGUUUCCUUCUAUACUAUGUUCAAUACUCAACCUGUCGGAAAGUACCACAUUCAAGUCUGUAUUACUACUCCAUGUAUGAUAACUGGAUGUGAUAAUAUUUUGGCUACUCUUGAACAACAUUUAGGAAUUAAAUUGGGUGAAACUACUCAAGAUGGUUUGUUCACUUUAGGAGAAAUGGAAUGUAUGGGUUGUUGUGCUAAUGCUCCAAUGAUUGCUGUUUCCGAUUACUCUAACCCUCCAGAAUUUAAAUAUGAUUAUUUCGAAGAUUUGACAGCUGUUCGUGCUAUUGAAAUUAUUGAAAUGUUGAAGAAGGGUGAAUAUCCAAAACAAAUUGGUUCUCAAAAUGGACGUAGAUAUGCUGAACCACUUGGUGGACAAAAGACUCUCCUUUUCCAAGAUGGUGAUCUUCCAAAGCCAUACUGCAGAGAAUUGGAUGAAGCUCCAGCUGCUGAAAAGAAGUAA
Messenger RNA from Naegleria gruberi, 783 nucleotides. RefSeq lists its product as uncharacterized. The record is from RefSeq and is a predicted model, not a curated record. The transcript is spliced from 2 exons. Gene Ontology annotation, biological process: mitochondrial electron transport, NADH to ubiquinone. Bases 1 to 783 code for a protein of 260 amino acids. Gene Ontology annotation, molecular function: NADH dehydrogenase activity. NCBI's taxonomy places the organism in Eukaryota, Heterolobosea, Eutetramitea, Acrasida, Naegleriidae.